UGGAGUCUGGACCAUUUGCGAGGGCUUCUGUGUCUCCAAAUUUCAGCGUCAGACGCAUUUUUUUUUUUUUCAGUUUUCCUCACCAGGAAGUAGGGCACACGCCAGAUCUCUAUGUGCCUUGUAUCUUUCCAUGGAAGCGCAUUGCGUGUUUUGUAUUUCGGUUUAUCAUGGUUGACAUCGAUUCCGAGAAUUCGAAUGCUGAAUACUCGACGAUCUUUUGUUGAUUGAUGCUGCUUUGUGGAAUCGAGGUCCGAAAUCUCAUUUAUGGACUCUGUCUGGAGUAGCAAUGGCGAACCAGACGCCUGGCAUUUUGUCCUUGCGUUGUUUUUCGCAGUUGGCUUCGUGGUUGUCAGGUUCUUCCUCGACAGAUUCGUCUUUCGCAGGCUGGCCUUGCGGCUGACUAAUGGAGCUGCUCUGAUGAAGAUUAACGAGAGUAUGUAUGCAAAAAUUGCAAAACGCUCUGAGUCGAUGUGGAAGCUCACUUAUUAUGCCAGUGUUGAAGCAUGCAUUCUCAAAAUUGCCUACCAUGAACCAUGGUUUAGAGACACAAAGGAGUACUUCAAGGGCUGGCCAAAUCAAGAGUUGAAGCUACCCCUCAAGCUUUUCUACAUGUGUCAAUGUGGAUUUUAUACCUACAGCAUUGCUGCCCUCCUUUUAUGGGAGACUAGAAGAAAAGACUUUGCUGUGAUGAUGUCUCAUCAUAUAAUUACCGUUAUCCUAAUUGGAUACUCAUAUAUAUCAAGGUUCUUUUGCGUUGGCUCAAUUAUCCUUGCUUUGCAUGAUUCAAGUGAUGUCUUUCUUGAAGCUGCUAAAGUUUUUAAAUACUCGGAGAAGGAGCUCGGAGCAAGCUUGUGCUUUGGGUUCUUUGCUCUUUCAUGGCUCAUACUAAGGCUUAUAUGCUUCCCCCUCUGGGUCAUCAAAACUACGAGUUGCAAUCUUCAUGAGUAUGUGGAUAUAUCACAAGUGUAUGGCAUGUCAUUGUAUUAUGUCUUUAAUACAAUGCUGCUGAUGUUGCUUGUGUUCCACAUGUAUUGGUGGGUUCUUAUAUGUUCAAUGAUAAUGAGGCAGCUAAAGAAUAGAGGAAAAGUGGGUGAAGACAUAAGAUCUGAUUCAGAGGAUGAUGACUAGGCAGAUAAUUUUGUUCGACUUGUUUGUUCUCCCACAGGCAUUUUAGCCCUGGAUGGCCAGCUUGGCUUUCUUUGAAGAUUUGUUGCUGCAGUUAAUUUGGUUACUGCCUGUGCUGCUAAUUUAUUCUUCCAAUUCAAUUUUGAUCAGUAUUUCAUGGGAGCAGAGAGCCAGAUAUGCAGAGGUACAACCUCUAAGCAUAAUUUUUUUUUGCUGUUGACAAAACGAAUCAUGUAUAAAUAGUACACAAUUCCUGUAUAUAUUUUCCCAUUGGGUGUACCCUCAAUUGGAUAAUAAUUUUUAUGUGAGGAAACCAAGAAGGGAAAGUAUAGCUUCACUUAUGUGGUGGCGCUAGGUAUAUUCUUUCCUACUUUGAGAGGAAGGGGGCUUGAUUUCAUUGUUUAAGAGCAAAUGUUUUGAGAAAAGAUGGAGAGAGGGGAAGCAAUCACGUCUCAAUUCGGUCACCUCUGUUGUUUUAUUGGUCGAAAAGCACUAGAAAACCCCACUUUAGUUUUAUGUUUUAUUUGUAAUAUUUUUACAUCCAUCUUCCUGUCAUUUCAUUGAUUUGUCACAAAAUGACUUGAAAAUAUUUUGAA
This is a messenger RNA of Tripterygium wilfordii, 1721 nucleotides long. Its product is annotated as LAG1 longevity assurance homolog 2-like. The record is from RefSeq and is a predicted model, not a curated record. Gene Ontology annotation, molecular function: sphingosine N-acyltransferase activity. Gene Ontology annotation, biological process: ceramide biosynthetic process. Gene Ontology annotation, cellular component: membrane; endoplasmic reticulum. The coding region runs from base 265 to 1128 and encodes 287 amino acids. The transcript is spliced from 6 exons. Lineage: Eukaryota; Viridiplantae; Streptophyta; Magnoliopsida; Celastrales; Celastraceae.